Messenger RNA from Rhizophagus irregularis DAOM 181602=DAOM 197198, 1182 nucleotides. The record is from RefSeq and is a predicted model, not a curated record. Lineage: Eukaryota; Fungi; Glomeromycota; Glomeromycetes; Glomerales; Glomeraceae.
AUGGUAAAAGAAAAGAAAAAAAAGUAUAAAAUUGGAACGUGUUUUGGAUGUCAAAAAUAUUUAUAUUGCGGAAUAAACUUAGAAAAGGAUAUAUGUAAAUGUAAAAAAACAGUUAAACCAACUAGAACAAAUAGAACAGUUCAAGUUAAAACUGCAUAUCCAAGAAUGUUUAACCCUACUUCUUCUAAUCAUAAACAAUUUAACUUUAUCAAAAGUAAAAAUGAAUGCUUUCAAUACGGAUAUGAUUUUAAAAAAAACAUUCAAUUAUCAUUUUGCUCAACAUGCAAUAGUUCUUAUCAACGUUUGUCUUCUAAAAAUUCUAACUCUUCUAAUAAAUCAAAUUUAACAGAAGGAACAGAAAAUACAGAAGAAAAAGAAACAGGAGGAACGAAAGGAACUGAUAUUGCAAAAAUAAUUGAUCUUGAAGCUACCUCUUCCGAAAUUUCUACAACAAUAAUUCAAAGUGAAUCUAAAUAUAAUAAUUCAGAAACUGAAAAUGAGAGUGAUGCUGAAUUAGAAUUGGAAGUUAAUUACAAACUUGUUAUCAAACAAGCAGAUGAAAAAGCUCAAGGAGCGGGUACUCUAUUAGUAGAUGUAUGUGAUUUUGAGAAUUUUAAAUCAGAAUAUAUUAAACUUGCUGCUGCAAAGAAGGUUGUGCUUAUUCUUAUUACCAUGAAAAAAAAGGAAAAGCUAGUUAAACGAAAAAAGAAGCUUAAUGGUCUUGCAACGGUUAAAGAACCACCAACACAUCCUUCAUUUGCAUAUACACACCCACCAAAAAAUAGAUCUCAAUCCAUUAUACCACAAUUUUCUAAUAAUAUACAAGAUUCAAUUAAUCCUUUUUUUUCUAAUAUUUUACAAGCAUUAGUCACUCCACAUUUUUUCCAACCACCGCAAUCACAACAAUCAUUCCAACAACCACCAUUACAACCAUCAUUUCAACAGACAUCAUCACAUCCAUCAUCUCAACAAACUAUACCUUCAAUGGCCGAAUUUUUACAUCAAAUAGAUGAGAUAGAAAAAACGGAAGAUUAUUAUUUUAAAUUUUUAGAGGGAUUCGAAAAACAAAGAAUUAAAGUUAAACAUUUAAAUAAAUUGAAUGAUGCACAAUUCGAAGCUUGUGGAGUAAUUGCAAUUGGAGAUGUUGAAACUAUUAGAGAAGCUGCUCAAAAUUAUAAAUAA